GCCCCCUCCACCAGACCCACUUCCCGCGAGCAGCAGCAUAACAUACCUACACACUCGCUUGCGCUCUUUCUUGCACACGACAACACACUCCACCACGGUCCAUAGCACGCAGUUCAUUUAAGGUUCUUGCGCUUGAAGAAUUGCAACUACGCCCUGCUGAUUCCGUACAGACACUACCGAUCGUACGAAUUGCCAUCCGGCGAACGCUCGAUUCCCAAUCGGAAGAUAACCACUUUCGACUCUAGACAUCCGUUUAUUUUUCUCGUACGUCGUUGAUGCUGCUGCCGGACGCUGGAGGCUGCAGCGCCAUCGACGCACACUGUAGGGCCCAUUCAAUAUUGCUACUAGUAGACAAAACAAACACCCGCAGUUCGAAUGUCAACAAAUACAACGUGCGUAUACAGUGCUCCUUAUUAGCAUCCUUUUUACUUCUGUACUUUUUAUAAAGCUUUUAAAGCUUAUUUGCCCUUGCAAUCUCGGAAGCCUUAUGAAUUAGCUGUCAGUUUUAUCUUUGCUGCUCUGAUUUAGUGUAGUUGCAUUAGAGCUAUCAAAUGCUUACACCCAAGAGAUGAGCAAGUGAAAUAUGUCACUUCAGAUGCAGGGUUUUAUUCAAUUUGUUUUGCUUCUAAUCAAUGCUAUUCACUUGAAAAAUGGAGAUUGUGUUACACCUGAGGCUAGCCAAGAGGGGCCACUGCGCUCAUUUAAAACUCACAAGGACAUUGUUAUCUUUCAGUACAAUGUUCCAAAGGAAGUGCUUCGUGCUACCUGGCAAUUUUCUGCAUUUAUGGACAACAAGAAUUGCCCACCUCGUACAGUGAAUAUUUUUUUAAAAUGGGGAAGCUAUCCUGCUAUAAAUGUUAAUAAUGCCACUUAUCCAACUCAAAUGUAUCUGGAAAAUAAUACAAUUCAAAUUACUACUAUCACAGCUUUUGAACCAAAAUCCAUGACCAUUAUACCAGUAUACAGUCCAGAACCAGGAGACUGGUUUGUUGGUGCUCAUCUGUCUUCUUGGGAUGAAAGUGUACAUCAAAAAGGCAUAGGACGUGAUUGCCAUUACAGUUUGGGUUCAGUUGGAGUAUGGUCAGAAACUUCUAAUAUAAACAGUAUUCCAUUAGAUUACCAAAUAUCCAUAAGAACCAUUGAAACUAUUUCUUAUUACAAAAUUUACAUCCCAAUGAAUACAUGGACUUUUAAGGUAGAUAUAUGGGAUUGUAAUUUUACAUUAAAAUCUUCACUAAACAUGCAAAAUAAAUGUAUAAAAAAUUUAAGUUUAAAAGCAAGAUCUCUCCCACACUACAAUCAUUCAAAUCUUAGCUCUUUUGGAAGAAUAACAUCAAUGGACAAAUAUACUUUUACUGAGCUUUUUCCAUUUCAAGAUUCUUGGUACUAUCUUAUGGUGGUAUCUGAAAGUGCGAUAAGCUUCAGUGUUAAAGUAACAACUUUUGAGUGCCCGGUCCGAACUUUGGGAGAUACUUAUACAAGACGAUACAUGCACGCGCCAAUAUAUCACACUUCUUCCGAAAAAUUUCACGACGUUGAUUCACAAAAAUCGUAUUUCCAGAGUCACUCUAUGAAUCGGAGCAAUAUACUGUCGAAGAUUAUUUUUGAGAAUCAAUCAUUAUCAGAUUUUGUAGGCGAAGAACGCCAUUCUAAUUCAUGUAUCCCGAGGUAUCGACUGGUGAGAAUUCAAAACCCACAGACUUUUUCUCGGGACUUUUUACUGAGGGGAAGAGAUUGGCUUACAUCGUGGGUAGCUUUAACCGAUGCAUAUCCCAUCAUAACACAAUUUGAUAUUCUGCCACUUAUAGACAUUGGCGGAUCUCUUGAGAUUAACCUAAAUCUCGAAUUAGAUAAGUCUCAGCACAAACAACAAGUGGCAGUAGAUAUUUGCAUAAGUCGUGGACGAGUACCUAAACAAUUAUUAGGAUAUAUCACUUGUGACAAUAUGCGCACGACGAUAAAGUUAUCAACAAGUGGUGUGUACAAUUCUAGUCUUCUAAUACCUUAUCCUCAACCUGAUACAUGGUACAUCGCACUUCAAGCUAUUUGCUAUGUUAACGGAAUAAAAGUACACUGUGAAAUGGAAGAAAUAUUAUUAUCUUUAAGUGUAAAACUGCAAGCGUGCAUUUUCAAAGGGCGCCAGUCUUGUGGUCAAUAUGGAGUUUGUCAAGAAAUACAAAAAGGACUUUUUAUUUAUACGGCUUGCGAAUGCUUUGCAGGUCAUCAAGGAUUAGCAUGUACAGACUCAUCAAAUGCAAUCUCCAAAAUUUCAAUAUUACUUGAGACCUUAGGUCUAACUUUGAGUAAUCUCGCAUUCAUGCCAGCUAUAUACUUGGCAUUUAUACGAAAAUUUUAUACAGAAGGAUUUAUCUACACUUGUACGAUGCUUUUCUCGGCAUUUUAUCAUGCUUGUGAUCAGCAAUCGAUUAGUUUUUGUGUUGCGAAAUAUAAUGUACUUCAAUACUGUGAUUUUUUCUCGGGUAUACUCGCUUUUUGGGUAACCUUUGUAACUAUGGCUGGUUUGCCCGUGCAGUACAUUUCAACCUUUCACAUGAUGGGUGUCAUUAUUAUUACUUUUGGUGUUGAAUCUGACAAGAAUGGACUUGCUAGUUCUUUAAUACCUAUCGUCAUCGGUGUUGCUAUACCACUUUGUUCUUAUACGUAUGACUGUUACAAAAAGAAAAAAAUUUCGAGACCAAAAAGACCAAUCAAAUUAUUAAUAGGACUUUGUUUAGCGGGUUGUGGGGUGCUAUUAUUUUCUCUAAUUGAAACUGAAUCUAACUAUAAGUGCCUGGCACGUGAUUAUAGCGGUGUCUUUAAUUUUUUUACUGCCGUUGGAAAAAGAAAAAAUUCUGACGAAUGAAAUAAAAGAAGAGACAAUACAUUCAAUCAAUAAAAAAUCGUCGGAUGAAUCCCUUUUAGAUAUUGAAGGAAUUCAACGUGACAAUUAUUUAAUUGCAGACCUUAGCUGAUUUCUGGAGUAAAGUAAAAUCAAUGCAGUGUAAAACCA
Phymastichus coffea is the source of this 3010-nucleotide messenger RNA. RefSeq names its product post-GPI attachment to proteins factor 6-like. NCBI's taxonomy places the organism in Eukaryota, Metazoa, Arthropoda, Insecta, Hymenoptera, Eulophidae. Gene Ontology annotation, cellular component: plasma membrane. The coding region runs from base 584 to 2863 and encodes 759 amino acids. The transcript has 13 exons. The record is from RefSeq and is a predicted model, not a curated record.